AUGGAGAAUAUGGGUUCAUACCACCACCAACAGCAAUGGUCAGGCUGGGGUUACCAAAGCCAUGCCAGCCAGUACCCCAGAUACUCUCAGCAGCUACCCAGUUAUGCCGCUUAUCUCCCUGAAUCGAUGGAGCUCUACAAUGCUCACCAGGGCCAUCUCCUGCACCAUCACCAAAUGUCUAGAACAACUGAGACAAAACCCCGACUCUCUAAAGAAGAGGUCGAGGUGCUUGAGGCUGAGUUUCAAAAGAACCACAAACCCAACAGCACGAUAAAGAAGGCGUUGGCUGAGUCGAUGAGAGUUGACAAUGCUCGUAUCAAUAACUGGUUCCAAAACCGACGAGCACGGGAGAAGAAGGAGAAAAACAUCCGCGAAUACGCGGCCAAGCAAAGAUUGGACAAGGACACGACUGCCAACGAUACCGGAAUCCACUCAGACGAUGAUCGCCUCUCUGAUCGUGUUGUUUCCAGCGCUCCCUUUCCGGCCCCGCGCAUGGUUGGAUCCCGAACAACAAGCAUAUCGAGCUUAGAGCACGAAAGCGAGAAUGAUAUCAGCCAGUCUGACUUUGGGGCUGUGUCUUCUCCAGAUCUGUCUUCCCAACCAACGCCUGAGCCAUUGUCUGCAUCGACCACUACCUCUCUGGCUUGCUACGGUCAGUAUCCUCAAUUGGUUGUGCCGAACGAAGAGGACGAGCCUACUCCUUCUCUCCCCCAGCAGUGCUUCCCCCGACUGUCAACAUCGCCUCUCCAAGAGCAAUAUGUGUACCCACGAAACAGUCUCAUGGUCAGACAGUCCAACCAGCCCUCGAUGCUAAAGCCUUCUCCCUCAAUGGAUAUUGCUUCUCGCCGAAACAAGCGCGCUCCCCAGAUUGCCAUCAACGCCUCUCGCAGUUUCUCAGCAACUGGACCUAGAACUGGAAUUGACAUGGGAAGAAGGGCAGACGUUGGUCAUUCCAUGCGACGUGUUGCUUCCGCAACUGGAGUUGGACGCAUUAGCAAGCCCAUCAGUGGUCCUCGAAGCCCCUAUUUCGAAAGAAACCCCGAGGUGCUGUUGCAGCUCAACCGUUCCCCCAACUUCCAGAAGGCGACUACUAUUGCACCACCCACUCCCAACACUCCUGUUGUUGCGAACCAGCCAGGACUAUGCGAAGCUACGCCAGCCAGCACAGUGACAUACGACGAGAAAUAUUCUAUGGAUCUGGCAAUUCAUGACCCAACUCUACGAACCCCUCCUACCACUCCCGGGGUCAUGGAUCAGUUGUACAACAACGAUUCUAGCUACCAAGUUGCCGUCACUGAUGAGCCUUUGGUGACACCAGGGCUGACUGCGUUCCCCAACGACUUCGGAGUACCUGGCGCACCAAGCCAGGUACCCAGCUAUCUAUCGCAUGGAUGCGCUAGCCAGCCUCAAACCCCAUCAUAUGCUGCCCCAGUGGGUCCUACCUAUUUUGGCUUCGCUGGAGGCAAUGCUGAGUACAACUGGUCCGAUGACGCCUCGCUGUCAGCACACUCAUCUCCUGGACAGAACCAGCAGAAUGUCAACUUUAUGAACAUGACCCCCUCGAGCUUCACCUACUCCGACAGGUAA
Molecule: messenger RNA, 1587 nt
Organism: Fusarium coffeatum
Lineage: Eukaryota; Fungi; Ascomycota; Sordariomycetes; Hypocreales; Nectriaceae
Exons: 2
Coding region: 1-1587 (528 amino acids)
Biological process (GO): regulation of transcription by RNA polymerase II
Cellular component (GO): RSC-type complex; nucleus
Molecular function (GO): DNA-binding transcription factor activity, RNA polymerase II-specific; DNA binding
Source: RefSeq, a predicted model, not a curated record